CUUUGUUUCCCGUGUUUCUUCCUUUCUUGUUCUCUGAAGCAGCCGACGGUGCUCUGUUCUUCCUCCUUCUUGCCCACCUUCUUCCAAAGCAGAUCGGAAACAUAAAAGCCUCUCAGUCACCGGCCUUCUUUCUCCCUAACUACUUCCAAGCAAAAAACCCAUUUCCCCUGUCUUCCUUUCUUUCUUUGUCUCUGAAGCAGCCGACCUCCCGUCUUGCUCACCUUCUUCCAAAGCAGAUCGGAAAUACCAAAGCAUCUCAGUCACCAGCCGUCUUUCUCCUUAACUACUUCAAAGCAGAAAAGCCCAUUUCCCCUCACCGGAAAAUCCCCACCAAAAUCCCAUUUCUCCUCCUUCUGUGAGUGUCCUUCCUUUUCUCUGAUUUUUUUUCCUUUUUUGGUGUUUCUUCUACCAAUUUGGUGGUGAUGAAUGAUGAUGGUUGGUUGGUAGUAUCUGGGCGACGCGACGAAGCAAGGCAUGGGUCGGUGAAGCCAAACAAAGCAGCAAUACCAGAGGGGAGUGAAACGGAGGGUGUUCCGGCCACGGGACUUUGGAUUCUCGAAGCAUUAUGCCAUUCCAUUGUCUGCAAUUUCCAGCGAGAAACAGGACUCGGGUGGAAUCAUGAAAAAGGUACAAUUGAUGCUACUCCUCAACGAUGGGUUGAAUUGAAAGAGGAGAACAAAGAAUAUGGUAAAUUUGAGCAUCAUGGAUUAGAAAACACAGUGGAGUUGCAGCAAAUGUUUGACAAAAUAGUAGUCACUGGUGAAACUACGUGGACUCCAGCUGCUGGGUCUAUUCCUUCAGUACAACAGAAUGUGGGGUUUGAAGAUGCUAUUGAUUUGGAAGAAGGAAGUGGUGAUUCUGAUGAGGUGAAUGUCAUCCCAACACAAACUGGUGGAAGCAGUGAAAAAAGGAAGAAAAACACAAUUGGUCCUUCACUUACUGGCAAAUGGAAGAAAGUGAAAGUAAGGGGUGCAGCAUACAUGCAGAAACAAUUGAAUCGUCUUUGUGAUACAGUUGAAAGUUAUACCACAAUGACUUUGAGUGAUUCAUCAAAGAAAAAUUAUGAAACAUAUCCUGAUACCACUGAAGAAUGUAUGGAGAUGUUGUUAACUUUACCUAGAGUUGAAGAUGGUAAUGAGCUUUUUAUGUUAGCAAGAGUUGGAAAGGGACAAAAUAAGGUCAGAGAUGGAGAGGGAGAGAUUCGGUGGUAGAAGGUAUUAUUAGAAUGUUUGUAUUUGAGUUUUUAGUAUUAAGACAAUCGUAAUGCUUGUAUUUGAGAUACAAAACUAUUUUUUUUCUUUAUUUGUAUUUUCAUUGUAUGUGGACUAAUAUUAUGAAUUUAUGUCUUUUUCAUAAUGUUGUUGCUUAGAAAUUGGACUAGUGAUUUAUAGUUCAAAUAAGAAUUUUAUAUUAAU
Messenger RNA from Rubroshorea leprosula, 1415 nucleotides. The record is from the annotation of a GenBank genome assembly. Lineage: Eukaryota; Viridiplantae; Streptophyta; Magnoliopsida; Malvales; Dipterocarpaceae.